Molecule: messenger RNA, 684 nt
Organism: Ostertagia ostertagi
Lineage: Eukaryota; Metazoa; Nematoda; Chromadorea; Rhabditida; Trichostrongylidae
Source: the annotation of a GenBank genome assembly
AUGUACACUGCGAUGGUAAAUCCGUGGAUCGGUGCUCCCUCCUUGCUUGAAGCGACUUGCAUCGACGAACUCGAAGAGACUCGUAUAGUAGAAGAUGUGUAUCUUACCGCAUGCGAUUCAAUCGCUGAAACAAUGCUUGCUCCUGGUGCCACUGAUGAGAAGUUUAAUAUUUGUCAGGAAAUAUGCUCCACCGAGAAAAAUUAUAUUGCUAACCUCAAACUAUUACUCAAAGUAAAAGACGCUUUACUGGAACGCGUCUCUAAAAAUAAACCAUUAAUGGAGGAGGCAACAGUUAAGCAAAUAUUUGGAAAAAUUAAGCCGAUAGUAGAUGUUCAUGAGAAAAUUGUCGCAAAACUCGAGGACUUAAUGGAGAAUUUUGAUAGGAAAUGUCAUAAAAUUGCCGAGAUUUGGAAAAACUUUUCAUACGAGCUUAUUCGAAUCUACCCAGCGUAUACGAAUUAUUGCGAUAGCGCAAGAUCAAUGUUUGUCGACGCAUGUGAGAAAAAUCCAAAAUUGAAAUCCUUCAUAGAGGUCAGCGAUAUCCUAUCUGCAGAAAUUUCCUUAAGAAGUCAAGCUCUAGAAAAGCAGCCCGAAUUUCGUCGUCAACGAGUAGUUGACAUCAUGAUGAUCCCAGUGCAAAGACUCGCAGGAGUCAAGCUCCUUCUCGAGAGUGAGCACGAUUAA